CGGCGGUGGACAUGGCGGCCAACGAGUCGGCAUUCCUAGAGAGGGUGGGUGAACUUCAGCGGCAAUUGCACGCCAGGUUAUGUGUUCAUUGAUUCAAGCACUACAAAUCAUUGAGACAUCAUAGCUGUUCCAGUGUGCUUGUAAGAGUUAGUGAUCAUUGGAAAAGUGAUCAGCAAAUAGUCGUCACGAACAAGAGAAAAUCUGCAGAUGCUGGAAAUCAAAGUAAUACAAGAUGCUGGAGGAACUCAACAGGCCAGGCAGUAUCUAUGGAAAAGAGUAAACAGUUGAUCUUUCAGGCCAAGACCCUUCAUCAGAAACAGUCCAGUGAACGUAAACGGCUGGAGCUGGAAAAGAACCUUUUGGUAUGCAGCAAGUCAGAUCAGUGGAAGCUAAGGCAUGCCCGAUUGAAAAGUUAUUUGAAAGAAGUGCGUGAAAGGGAGAGAAAAGCCCAACUUCGCAACCAACAGUUGCUCAAAGACUUUGGGAGUAUUGAAGCUCAAAUCACAGCAUUAAGUACAAGUUCAGACACAUGGAAACAAAUGAAGAUGGAAUAUGAAAAACAGAUGGAAAUAUUACUUCCAGUUUGGAGGGAGAAAUUAAAAACUCAAGGGAGGGAGAAGGAAGAAAUCUUGGAACAGGAAAGAAAUUCAUCAGGUCAAACCAAUGCAACUGUUAGCAAAAACCUGUCGGUGGGAUUAUAUCACACUGCCACUCACUUCAUGGGCCAGCAAACUUCAGAGACCACAGAUAGAACAUGUUCAAGUCCACAACAAAACCAUUACCAGCCCAUGGAGAGCUUUUUAUCUCCUCAGCCAAACAGACAGGUGGCACCGGUGACAGCAGUGCAGAGUAAUUCAGUGAUGGACAACUUGAAGUUACUCACAUCAAGCACAGGAAGGCAAGACUUCCAAACUCUUUCUGACAUAAUUGACGGGAAGACAGGGCUUCCAGGCAAUGAAGUAAUGCCACUCAUUCCCAUCACCUCUUCUAAACCUGCAAGACGUAACAAUGAAAGGACAGAAAUUAAUAAGAAUAUUACAGCAAAAGGUUCAGUUGGCAGUUCAGAAUUAGCUUUAUCUGUGGCUCAGUUAGAGCCCAUUAAGAAAGAAAUGAAAGAAGGCACAGUGCAGAAUGAUGUUAAGAAUCACCUGACAGUUGAAGAUAAAAUUCCUAACAAUCCUGCUGCAUGUGUACAGACCCCUGAGCAGUUUCAGAGAUUGUCCAUGGAUCCAGUCCAACUUGCUGGCAGUUUUGACAUGACCCUGAAGGGAAACGGCAUUUUUCAAUUAGGUAAUGCUUUCUUUGAAUCAGCAUUGACCCAGGAUCUGAAUAAGGAUGCAACAGAGGCUCAGAGACCAAGCCAAUAUGUGCAGAGGCUUGCAGAUGAAGUAUACAAUUCUGAAAGUGACAUCAGUAGUUCUGGUAGCAGCGAAAAAUUGCAGCUGAAGGAAUAUCUCGAUGAUACUUAUAACUUCAUUCAAUAUCCCAAAACAGCUGUAAGUGAUGAUCUGGAAAAGACCAAUGAGGCACCUUUUACCAAAGAUGAAAGCACUUCAGUUUCAAUAAAGCAACACAGUGUGCCUUCCUUAACUCAGCCAUCAGUAUUAGACUGUGACAGUUCUGCAAAUGCUGAUCUUCGUGGAGAACUAUGUGGGUCCACAGCACAGUCUCUGAAUGAUGAAGGGUGCCUUUUAUUUGAAGGAUUUUGUCACUUACUUCAGUCAAUAGAAGAUGCUGUUGGGGGAACAAAGACUACCUAUUCAGAGCUGUAUCAGACUACUGCAAUAAGUAGUGAAAAACUGAAGGAAAUCACAAGGCUCUGCAAUAGGAAAGGCAGUUUGAACAAGGAAAGCCUAGAAGCCUGUGGAGCAGUAGUUCUUCACCAUUUUAAGACAUUAUUAAGGAGUACUUCAAAUGCCUGUUUGUUUUCUGAUGAGAUUUUGAAGAAGAACUGGGAGACAUUUGAUGAAGUUAAUGAAAGCUUGUCAAAUUUACCUGGUGAUUCUGCCACACUCUGGAAGCAUUGGUAUUCACACAUUCUUUCUUUGUUGGAGCAUCAAGUACUGAGUACAGACGAGAUAGCAGAGAUAUUUGGACCUUUAUUUGUUGCGGAGGAGGGUAACUCAAAAAAGGCAAUAGCAUUAUUGAAGAAAAUCCUUUCAAAAGCAAUUGAAACCCAGUCUAUUCAAAGUGAUGACUCAUCAUGCAGUUUAUCAUCUAUUCUCAAUGACAGUGCAGAAAUUAAGGCAACAAACCCUGUGCCCUGGCUUUUUCAGAAUAAAUCAAAACAGCAAGAAACAAGAGCAUAUGAACUUUUGAAACAAUCGGCAAUGCAACAGAAUAAGAAGGACGAUUCAGACUUGCCUUCACCAGGUAAAAGGAACCCGAAAUACACCAAAAAGAUGAAAAAUGAUAAUGAUGAUGAUCAUUGUGAAACUGACUCGAGUGAGGAAAGUUCACAUUUAAAGUGCAGAAACAAACGUGAGGGAAUUAAUCCAGCAAAAUCUAAAGCUUUUUGGGGUGAAUCUGAUGACACUGCAUCUGAUAUUGAAGCAAUUCUUCAUCCUAAAACUUCAGAAGCGCAAAAUGAUGAAGAUGACUUUGAUGAUUUCUUUUCAUAACAAAACAGAGCCCUUCCAUUUGCCCGAAGAGGCACUACAACAUGAUCAGGAUACAAGUAUGGAUGUGGUUCAUUAGUAAUAAAUCAGUAUCAUGUGAUAUAACAGAAACUUACAAUAUUCACAGUUUUUUUAAACCACUUAGAAGAUGUGCAAAUAAAGGGAAAGCUAACAGUGGUGGACCUUAGUGAAUCUGACAGCAGCAUAGGGCUGAAAUUAACCAGAAUAAUGCCACUUUGUGGAUAUUUACACUUAUUUCCGAUGUAUUUCUGAUCCAAAAGAAUGGUAACUGUAAGAAUAGAGCGAAGAAAAAGAAGAAUAACAAUAGGCAGAAAAGAAUAAGCUACAAUUUUUAGAGUAUUUUUG
Molecule: messenger RNA, 2984 nt
Organism: Mobula hypostoma (lesser devil ray)
Lineage: Eukaryota; Metazoa; Chordata; Chondrichthyes; Myliobatiformes; Myliobatidae
Gene: kiz
Product: kizuna centrosomal protein
Exons: 15
Coding region: 267-2621 (784 amino acids)
Biological process (GO): spindle organization
Cellular component (GO): centrosome
Source: RefSeq, a predicted model, not a curated record